Oncorhynchus gorbuscha (pink salmon) is the source of this 2984-nucleotide messenger RNA. RefSeq names its product homeobox protein Meis1-like. Bases 611 to 1804 code for a protein of 397 amino acids. Lineage: Eukaryota; Metazoa; Chordata; Actinopteri; Salmoniformes; Salmonidae. Gene Ontology annotation, biological process: positive regulation of transcription by RNA polymerase II; brain development; animal organ morphogenesis. The transcript is spliced from 13 exons. The record is from RefSeq and is a predicted model, not a curated record. Gene Ontology annotation, molecular function: DNA-binding transcription activator activity, RNA polymerase II-specific; RNA polymerase II cis-regulatory region sequence-specific DNA binding.
CAAGCACGACAUUCGCACUGCACAUCGGGAUCCACCAACACACCCACGGACAGUCGACGGCUCCUUUAAGAAAAACUAAGUAAGAAAAUAUCACCCCUCCUUCUUCAGAUCUCCACUUGGAUGGUAUUGCAUCAAAGAAAACCUUCACUGGAGUUGCAAGUGAUCGAGGACACGAUGGGGACUGUUUUUGAACAUCUACAUGAAUAUCUGAAGAAUUCCAAGUGAGGGAAGAGCGCGACGAGUCAUCAUUAAUUAAGCAACUUGACAACCUCGAUAUUGAUUGACAGCUUGCUUGUUGAGCGAGACUAGAGUAUCAAUGUUUUUUUUUCUUCUGUAAGGGGCAUUUUACACCAGUCUCAAGCGUGAAGUCGUAGCCGAGUGUCGCUUGUCUAUGAACGGUCUCCAGGAGAAAGAGAAGGAGCUCUGUACUGGAUUGUGGUGUUUUUAUCUACUGCUGGAUUUAUGCUUGCAGUCUAGCAACCACCCUCUCUGGAGAGACGAGCACAAUAUUCUUAAUCUUGCAUUUGGAGUUAGGUGUUUAUUUUCCCUCAGCCCUGGCCUCGUAGAAUACGUUUAGAGUCCGAUUGGAAUCGGCGAGAGUGACAGGCCGAUGGCGCAACGGUAUGAAGACCUUCCCCACUAUGGAAUGGACGGAGUAGGGCUGCCCUCGACUAUGUACGGGGACCCUCAUGCAGCGCGCUCCAUGCAGGCGGUUCACCUGAACCACGGGCCCCAGUUCCACUCGCACCAGUACCCGCACUCAACACACGCCAGUGCCAUACCGCCCAGUAUGGGCUCCUCCGUCAACGACGCUAUAAAAAGAGACAAAGAUGCCAUUUACGGGCACCCUCUUUUCCCACUUCUAGCUCUGAUUUUUGAAAAAUGUGAAUUAGCAACUUGCACGCCGAGGGAAACUGGGGUCGCUGGAGGCGACGUGUGUUCCUCGGAGUCUUUUAAUGAGGAUAUAGCAGUAUUUUCAAAACAGAUUCGAUCAGAGAAGCCUAUAUUUUCAUCAAAUCCAGAAAUUGAUAACUUGAUGAUACAAGCAAUUCAAGUAUUACGGUUUCAUCUGCUCGAGCUGGAGAAGGUACACGAGUUAUGCGAUAAUUUCUGUCAUCGAUACAUCAGCUGCUUGAAAGGAAAAAUGCCCAUUGAUUUGGUCAUAGACGACAGGGACGGUGGAAAUAAAUCUGACAGUGAAGAUUUUACAAGGUCGUCUGGGCCUCUUGAUCAGAUCUCGUGGAGCAGAGACCACGAUGACACGGCGUCAGUUCGCUCGGCGGGGACGCCCGGGCCCUCCAGUGGGGGACACACGUCACACAGUGGGGACAACAACAGUGAAGAAGGUGACUGCAUGGACAACGGGGUGGCCUCUCCCAGCACUGGGGACGACGACGACCCUGAAAAGGAAAAGAGGGAUCGUCACAACAAGAAGCGAGGCAUCUUCCCUAAAGUGGCCACCAACAUCAUGAGGGCGUGGCUCUUCCAGCACUUAACGCAUCCUUACCCUUCGGAAGAGCAGAAGAAACAACUGGCCCAGGACACGGGGUUAACGAUCCUACAAGUCAACAAUUGGUUCAUCAACGCGAGACGAAGAAUUGUACAGCCCAUGAUCGACCAGUCCAAUAGAGCAGUGACUGGAGGAGGGCCCUACACCCCAGAUGGUCAACCAAUGGGAGGGUUCGUUAUGGACGGCCAGACACACAUGGGAAUCAGACCACCUGGGCCCAUGGGUGGGAUGGGAUGGGUAUGGGUAUGGGCGUGGAGGGACAGUGGCACUACAUGUGACCCCUUGCGGACUUAGCACAGAGCCCAAAGGGACGCACUCAGAACUGCCAGGUAUUCCCGAGGACGGCGUGUCCCAUGGCGGUCGGAUCAGCACGGAUAUGGGCAUCACUCUGACCUUCACUGGUGCCCCUACCAUCACCUCUACCCUCACACCAACCACCCCCACCACUGGGGCAUGAUCUCUCAGUGUUGCCCCUCCCUCCGUGACUCUUCCGGGACCCAGCGAUAUCGAUUGCGCUGGUGCCCAGCCCAAACUCACCACCAUCACCUGACUGUUUGUCAGUAGGGCUGGUGCCCCCUCCCCCCUUUCCAACUUCCCCCAUUUCCUUCAAGUGGUUCAGUCUGAGUAGCCACUGUUGCUGAACCACCAUCGUGACUAUGAGAGGCCUUGGAAACCCUAUCAUGCCUUGUGAAGACUUCUGACGUUGUGAAGACUUCUGACGUUGUGAGGACUUCUGACGUUGUGAGGACUGAGGACUUCUGACGUUGUGAGGACUUCUGACGUUGUGAGGACUUCUGACGUUGUGUGGACUUCUGACGUUGUGUGGACUUCUGACGUUGUGAGGACUUCUGACGUUGUGAAGACUUCUGACGUUGUGAGGACUUCUGACAUUGUGAAGACUUCUGACGUUGUGAGGACUUCUGACGUUGUGAGGACUUCUGACGUUGUGAGGACUUCCCUUCUGGGGACUACAAUUACUGGAGCUCUCCAGUGGAUACUUCAAUACUCUGUUAAUUCAACCGAUACAAACAAACACUUAGUCCUUCACUUUUCCCCCCUCUGCUGCAUUGCAUGGACAGUUAUAGAGGGUGAAGACACUCUUGUCUUGGCAGUGGACUUGUAAGCAAGAGAAGAAGCCGAUGUCCGUAUUUGACUGGGGGGUCUUUUAAAAACAACAAACACCCCGGAAACCAUUCUUCUUCUUUUUUUAUAAUGAAAUUGUUGUAAUUGUGGAAAAUUACAAUAAGGUGAGGCAAUAGUGUCCUGUUUACAGUUUUACCACAAACUCUCUAUGGACGAGUAACGAUAACUAUUGCAAGUGCUCUGGUAUUGCUUUGCCGUACUGUGCUGUUUUUCAAAAAAAGGACUUGACUUGUCUAAUUCACACUAUGUGUGUGAGUCUUUUUUCAUAGACUUUUAUCUCCUACCCCCACGAAUCUCUUUGCGUUUGAAAAUAAAAAAAUAAGUUACAGGA